This is a messenger RNA of Desarmillaria tabescens, 687 nucleotides long. RefSeq lists its product as uncharacterized. The coding region runs from base 1 to 687 and encodes 228 amino acids. The record is from RefSeq and is a predicted model, not a curated record. NCBI's taxonomy places the organism in Eukaryota, Fungi, Basidiomycota, Agaricomycetes, Agaricales, Physalacriaceae. The transcript has a single exon.
AUGCUAGAUUUCCUUCUUACAUCCGUUUUUGCCUGCACUACAUUCACGAAAGAUGUCGUGUACAAAUUGGAUGAGAAAAUGUAUCGAGAUCUUCACACCCUAUUAACAACUCGCUAUGCAUUAGCUUCCUCGUCACUCAAUAGCUUUGGUUAUUCGGAUCUCAGACCACCUGCAUGGGCCAUUGACACUGCAAAAGGUUUGACGGCCAAUGACUUUGAGUUGUAUGCCUUCCAGUAUUGCAUUCGGGUCAAGCAUUUUCUUCAUAUGCUUGAUUAUGUCCAUGACUGGAAUAAACUUCAGACACACAUAUAUGUAGAUGAAAAACUGCUGGCAGCUCAGCGCAAUGCUGACAGAGCACGUCUCGAGAAAAGGGAGUAUUACCUUCCUGCUGUUCCUCCUAUAACACAUUCCAAUCCUUUCAAGUCGAAGACCUCUUUUCAGGCCUUGGCCUCCGACUUGAGUUGGGGGGGAGUACACUAUGAUGCUUCAAGAGAUGAGGAACAGCAUCCUAGCAACCUGCAGGUCACUAAAAUACAUGGUCAGUCUUGUCUUUGUGCGAAUUCCAAAGUCAGUGAACUUCACAAUUUCGGUCCAUAUCGACAUGAGAGUUUGCCUAUGGCAUCCCACCAAGCUCAGAUUCCAAAAUAUUUAGACCGCAGAAAUCCUUCACACACAAGCAUUUACUGA